Microcebus murinus (gray mouse lemur) is the source of this 2331-nucleotide messenger RNA. The record is from RefSeq and is a predicted model, not a curated record. NCBI's taxonomy places the organism in Eukaryota, Metazoa, Chordata, Mammalia, Primates, Cheirogaleidae.
GAAGUCGCUAAGAGUCUUCAGGAACUUCCUAGAGGCCCUUUGAACCGGGUGACCCAUUCUCACUGAACACAACAUGUUUUCUCAACUCCUGACUUCCGCUGUGGUUUGCCCGUGUUCUGUUUUAGCUUAAGGCGAGCUAGCAAACAUGCCAGGUUGUCAUUUCCUCAUUUUCAAGCCUCGUUCCUCUCGGGGGCACGCAGGCUCGUUGGCGCUCCGGGCUGAGAAGGAUUGCUGGGCGAGCGGCGGGUCUCUGCCCCCCUUCUCCGGGGGCUCCUGGACGGGACCUUGCUCUGGACGGAAGCAUGGGCCUCUGGCUUUGGUCGCUUUACUUCCUGCCAGUAUCGGCGGCUCUGAAGAUCCUCCCGGAAGUCCACGUGGAGGGAGUGCUGGGCGGAUCCGUUGUCAUCGAGUGUCCACUUCCUAAAACGAAAGUGAGGCUCUAUCUGUGCCGGGAGACAGGUAGAACUGGCAUGUGUGCUACCGUGGUGUCCAGCACCAGCUACACCAAGAAGGAAUACAUGGGCCGGGUCACUCUGCAGCUGUGCCCAGACAAGAAUCUGUUCCUCGUGGAGGUGACAGAGCUGGCCGAAAGUGACAGUGGAGACUACGCCUGUGGGGCGGGCACAAACACAGACCGGGGGAAGACCCAGAAAGUCACCCUGAACGUCCACAGCGAGUAUGAGCCAUUCUGGGAAGAGGAGCCGAUAAUGCCUGAGCCUCCAAAAUGGUUUUAUAAGUUUCUGCAUCUGCACGUGCCGCCUUGGUUCCAGGCGCCUACACACGCCAGUUCUUACAAAUUCACAUCCAAAGUUACCACGCAGGCUCAAAGGACGGAGGCCCCUCCAGCCCACCGCCCCUCCCCCACCACCCUAACCAUCCGCCACCCUCGAGUUUCCAGAGCAUCUUCAGCAGCGGCUACCAAGCCCCCAACCCUCCCGCCAUCCACCGCAGCCUCGAAGAUCUCAGCUCGGGAGAGGCUGCUCGGGCCGCGGACGGCCGGCUACGGCCACCACACCAGGCUGCACAGGCAGAGGGCACCCAACCGUGCUCAGCGGCGGGCGAAGCCCGGGUUUCACAUCCUCAUCCCGACCACCCUGGCCUUUUCCUGCUGGUCCUUUGGGCUGUUGGUGAAAAGGCCGUUCAAAGGGAAAGGGCGAGUGCGCCGCCUGGCCCUGAGGAUGCGCGCCCUGGAGGCGUCGCAGCGGCCCUGCGCAGCGCCCGCUCGGCGCGGCGCGCGCUCCCAAAAAACGUUACAGCGCCUGCCCGCGCGCCUCGGCCCGCUGACGCGGAGCGGACUGGACGUCCGGGUCCCAGGCCCCGGCACCUCCGCGCCCCCCGCGCCCCCCGCGCCGCCGCAGGACUCUGAAGCUCCCUGGCUCCACGCCUCGUCUUUGAAGACCAGCUGUGAAUAUGUGAGUUUCUACCACCGGCCUGAUGCCAAGACGGAGGACAGUGAUUCAGAUGACUAUAUCAAUAUUCCUGCCUUACUCACCUCCCCGGAUGGCCCCCCAAGCCCGGACGGUGACGCCAAUGACUCUUGUCUCUCUGCUGAUUUCCAAUACCCGCUGCAUUUGUCCUCAGAGCCCUCAUCACAUCCCGUGCCCCAUCUCAACUGUCACCCCCAUGUCUCUGUGCCCUGAGCAUGGCUGUGCCUCCAGCUCCUCUUACACACGUCUGCAGCCCCCUCUGGUUGUCGGGAGGUGGGGUGGGGGUUCUCGGCAUGCAGAGCAUUUGUCCCAGGGCCACUGGCUCCCUUUCCAAGCCAUCUGACAGGCUGUGGGAUUCGCAGAGUGUUUCCUCAAUGUCUUUCAUCACAGGGUCUUUGCAGCCCUGGCUCUAGAUCACAUGGCGACAGGCUGGAGCACAGGCAUAGCUGUGGCUUCGGGGACCCUUCCCAGGCCUUGCACAACUACAAGGCUCUCGGUCUGCAUCAUGAGGACGUGGGCCAGCCCCAUGAGCCAGGCAGGGGUCUGGUAUGAAAACACUCCUGGGAACAUCUUUGCCCUGAUCCAAAAGUUGGCACUUGCUAGUGAGCUUCUACCAAGUUUCUAUGGUAAGGGCAAUCUAUUCUGAUGUAAUGACGCAUUGUAAAUUUUCAGAACCAGGCUUGUUAGUGUUAGUGAGAUAUACAUAUACAUCCAUAAACCCUCUUUACUCUGUCCCCCUCCCUUGAUGCACAUAAGUACCCUGACCUUGGCAUCUCCCCUCUUUUAGGAAUCAUCUUGGUCAUCCCCUUUUCCGUCUUCCACAGCCUGGCAUUGACAUUUUUGCACUUAACUCAAUUUUGGUUUAUUUUUAACCAUCCCAAACCGUUACAUCUCUCUGCUUUCA